AUGUCAAGGAACCUCCCUAUUAAACUCUGCCAAUCUCUGAAGCAAAUUUUCCCAACCUCUGAAGCGAAUGUAGAUCUACCAAGGGUACCCCAUUUCUGGGAUGACGUGAAUGAGGAGUGUGGAAAAGAGAAACAGUCACCUAUCAAUAUUGUCACCAACAAAGUGGAGUACAAAGAGGACCUGAAGCCAUUUACUUUUGAAGGCUAUACCACCGAUCAGUCCUCCCUUUGGCUCAUAGAAAAUAAUGGGCAUACGGUUAAAGUAUCUCUUAGCGGAUCAGCCACGAUUGGAGGUGGAGGUCUUCAAAAUAAAUACAAUGCUAUCGAGUUUCACUUCCACUGGGGCACUAAGCUAAACAAAGGAUUCAGCCCUGGAUCGGAACACAGCAUAGAUGGAGAGAGAUACGCUAUGGAGCUUCAUAUAGUCCACAGGAAAGAGGGUUUGUCCACUACAGAGCAGGCAGUGGCCGAUCAAGAAGGUCUGGCCGUGCUGGGGUUCUUUAUAAAGACCGGUGCAAAAAAUGAAAAGUAUGAACCUCUAAUAGAGAUGUUAAAUGAAGUUGCUGUCAAAGGGUCUCAAAAAAAUAUGACGUCUUUGCCCCUGGAAUCGCUCAUUCCAGCUAAAGAGAAUCUCACACGUUAUUAUCGGUACAGUGGCUCCCUGACCACUCCCAACUGCUACCAGGCUGUCGUCUGGACAGUAUUUCAGGAGCCAAUCAUACUGAGUGAAAGUCAGGUGGAGAACUUCUUGGAGAAGCUUUACUUCAGUAAGGAUAGAACAUUAGAAAUGACUGACAAUUUCCGACCUGUUCAACCUCUCGGUGACAGAAUCGUGUACCGCUCUGAUGUCAGUGUCGUACAGCCUCCUGCAAAGGCUUUGUUGGUGGUCCCAACACUUAUCUACAGCCUGAGUCUUCUUUUCCAAUGAACACUUGCCAUCCAAUACCAGGUUUCUGGGAGGUUAAUUUUUUGUUUCAAGCACUUCUCUCCAGUUGAGAAGCCCUAGACUACAGCUGAUUGUACAACAUAGCCUUGGUGUUUUCCUUAACGCUUAUCAAUAGGAAUUUAUAUUUAUUUUUAUAUAUAUAUAUAAAAAUA
Molecule: messenger RNA, 1097 nt
Organism: Mauremys reevesii (Reeves's turtle)
Lineage: Eukaryota; Metazoa; Chordata; Testudines; Geoemydidae
Gene: CA4
Product: carbonic anhydrase 4
Exons: 7
Coding region: 1-927 (308 amino acids)
Cellular component (GO): plasma membrane
Molecular function (GO): zinc ion binding; carbonate dehydratase activity
Source: RefSeq, a predicted model, not a curated record